GAUGCAAACUGUUAACGCAUCGUAAAAUCCCUUUGGAGAAACUCGGAAGAUGGCCACAACUUGGUUUGCUUGUUGUUUUUCAACACCCCCAACGCCAUCUUCUUCAUCAAAAAUCAAGCUUUUGUUCUUUGCAGUCCCGUUGAUCCUGGCAUCACUCGUUGUUUUUGUUCUGCUCCCAACAAACUCAACCUGGGAUCUCAUCUCUACCCUCCCUUCUUCCACCUCUAAUAGCAGCGAGAAACUUGCUGCAGCCGCGCCUGCUGAAGAACCAAUGGAUGUUGGAAGCCGCCCGGGAGAAGCAGCACCGUCGGAAGAGGCUUCGCCGCCACAUGCUUUUAAAGCAGUGACGAAAAUUCAAGAACUAAAUGAAACAAAGGAAGAGGGCUUAAAUACUACCACUUAUUGGGCAGCAAAUGGUACGAUAUUAUGCGUACAUGAAACCAUAGCUCUGCCCUUGAAACGAAAUGGUACGAUAUUAUGCGUAAAUGAAACCAUAGCUCUCCCCUUGAAACGAAGCAGAGGAGUUAGAAGCAAAUUAGAUAGAGUUGAAGCAGGUUUACAAAGAGCUCGAUCGGCCAUAAAAGAAGCAAAGAAUGGGAGCCAAUUACAAGAUCCUGACUAUGUACCAAAUGGUCCUAUGUAUUGGGAUGCCAAGGCCUUCCACAGGAGCUACCUGGAGAUGGAGAAACAAUUCAAGGUCUUCGUUUACAAAGAAGGGGAGCCUCCGGUGUUUCAUGAUGGUCCUUGCAAGAGCAUCUAUUCCAUGGAAGGAAAUUUCAUUUAUCAGAUGGAUGUUGAUUCCAAAUUCCAAACCAAUGAUCCCCUCAAAGCUCAUGUUUUUUACCUCCCAUUUAGUGUGGCAAAGAUGGUCCGAUUCGUUUAUUCGCGUGACACCCGUGAUUUUGGUCCCAUACGAAGGACCGUCAUUGACUACAUCAAUCUCGUUGCGCAGAAAUACCCUUACUGGAAUCGGAGCCACGGUGCUGAUCAUUUCAUGGUCGCCUGUCAUGAUUGGGGGCCAGAAGCUAGCUUUUCACUUCCUUACCUAGAAAGGAACUCCAUUCGAGCUCUAUGCAAUGCAAACACAUCCGAAAGAUUCAACCCGGUCAAGGAUGUCUCGAUUCCGGAAAUCAAUCUCCUAACCGAUAAAUUAACUGGUUUGAUCGGUGGACCAUCGGCUUCUCGGCGUAGUAUCUUGGCAUUCUUCGCAGGAGGGGUUCAUGGUCCGAUAAGACCAAUCCUACUCGAGCAUUGGGAAGGAAAGGAUGAAGACAUUAAGGUACAUAAAUACCUUCCAAGAGGUGGUAAUUACCAUGAAAUGAUGAGAAAUAGCAAGUAUUGCAUUUGUCCUAGUGGGUACGAAGUUGCGAGUCCGAGGAUCGUCGAGGCAUUGUACAACGGAUGCGUUCCGGUGCUUAUUUCAAAGAGCUAUGUGCCACCAUUUAGUGAUGUUUUGAGAUGGAAAUCGUUUUCUGUGGUGGUUUCGGUCGACGAGAUCCCGAAACUGAAGGAGAUAUUAACGAGCAUAUCGACAAGGCAGUAUAUAAGAAUGCAGAGGAGAGUGUUGCAAGUAAGAAGGCAUUUUGUGUUCAAUUCGCCGCCGAAGCGAUUCGAUGUGUUUCACAUGAUACUUCACUCGGUUUGGCUUAGAAGACUCAACGUUAGGAUCAGUGAGGAUGAUUGGAGUCGUGGGUAAUUGAUGGCAGAUUUUAGAAGUAAUUAAUCAUUUCUACUGAAUUCGAAUUUGGUUGUAGAUUUACAUGUGUUUUCUGUGUACG
Molecule: messenger RNA, 1778 nt
Organism: Hibiscus syriacus
Lineage: Eukaryota; Viridiplantae; Streptophyta; Magnoliopsida; Malvales; Malvaceae
Product: probable glycosyltransferase At5g03795
Exons: 4
Coding region: 50-1696 (548 amino acids)
Molecular function (GO): glycosyltransferase activity
Source: RefSeq, a predicted model, not a curated record